UUAAGGCUGGGACGGCAGCUGAGGGAGAUUAGAGAGGGCGAGGACGCCAGAGAACAACAACACCAGCAACUUAGAGAGCGCUGGUUCAGAUUGGAGGUUUUGGAUCUCGAGUCACCUUUCCUUGGAUGUGCUUCAUUUUUGGGCUCAGAUACCACUUGAUGAACCGUGUCUAUGGUUUUUUAACGCAACGAGUCUUCACUAAUUUUGGCUAUGAGUUGCUUCGGGUACCGCCGAGAGCUGAGCAAGUACGAAGAUGUGGACGAGGAUGAGCUUUUGGCCUCCCUCAGCCCCGAAGAGCUGGCUGAGUUGGAGAAAGAGCUGGUGGACAUUGACCCUGAUGCCAACGUGCCCAUAGGACUCCGACAGAGGGACCAGACGGACAAGACCCCGACUGGCACCUUCAGUAGAGAGGCCCUCAUGAAAUACUGGGAGAACGAGACGCGGAAAAUCCUGGAAAAUGAAAUUGUUGGAGGAAGCCCUAAAGGGGAUGAAGAGGAGGAUGAGGAGGAGGAGAGUGUGAUAGGCAGAAACAGCGCAUCAGAGGAUGAAAAAGAUGACGAAAGUGAGAAAGAACAGAAAAAGUUCAUGCAGGAAGAUGAGGAGGAUGAAGAAGAGGAGGAGGAAGAAAGUGAGGAGGAGGAGGAGGAGGAAGAGGAGGAGGAAGUCGUAACCGAGGUGGACAAUGACGAAGAGGAGGAAGAGGCUGCUAACGUGUAUCCUCAGAUGUUGCUAAAGCCGCAGAGGGUGGAGCCUGUAAGACUAACCCCUCCCCCUCCACCUCAACCUGCGGACCCCAACGCAAACGGGAACCCCACCGUUGUGGACGAGGCUCUGCAGCGGGUGCUUCGCGACGACCCCGAGCUCACAGAGGUCAACUUGAAUAACAUUGACGACAUCUCGCAAGAUACCCUUAUCCGAUUCGCAGAAGCCUUGAGGUCCAAUACUCACGUGCGACUCUUCAGCCUCGCCAACACUCGAGCAGAUGACCCGGUGGCCCUGGCUAUCGCCAAGAUGCUGCGGGAGAACUCAUCAGUCGUCAGCCUCAACAUCGAGUCCAACUACGUGAGCGGGAAGGGCGUGAUGGCCAUGGUUCAAGCUCUGCCGGCAAACAACACCCUGACGGAGCUUCGAUUCCACAACCAGAGGCACAUAUGUGGAGGACAGGUUGAGAUGGAGAUGGUGAAGAUACUAAGGGAAAACUACACCUUGAUUAAGCUUGGUUAUCAGUUUAACCUGCCUGGACCCAGGAUGAGCAUGACGGGCAUCCUUACCAGGAACCAGGACCGCCAAAGGCAGAAACGAAUGCAGGAACAGAGGCAGCAACAGGAAGGAGCCACCAACCCUCGGACCACUGCGCUGAGAGGAACACCCUGCAACUCACCAAGAUCCUCCCCUUGGUCCUCACCCAAAGUGGCUAAGAAGCAAACCCCACCAGCGCCGCCACCACCACCUCCUCCGCCGCCACCCCCUCCUCCACCGCCGCCGCCGCCUCCAGCUCACCAGGAGAAGAAGAAGCCCACCAGGAUGAUCGCAGAGGUGAUCAAAUCCCACGAAGCCGUCAGCAAGAAGGCUAAGAGCAAGGGGAAAAAGGGCAAGAAGGGCAAGGCGGGCAAAGACGAGACCACCUGCAUCCUCAAGGAGCUGAAGAACGCACUUAGGCCCGUGUCGGCGGAGCGGCGUGGAGGGGAAGAGGGCAGCAGGCCGUCCACGCCCAUGAGGUCGGCACACGACCAGCUGAUGGAUUCCAUACGGAACAGCAGCAUCCGCAACCUGAAGAAGGUGGAAGUACCGUUCCAUCUACGAUAAUACAGAUGAGGAAUCAAGUUGCCAUGGUUACUGGGAGUGCAGAGGAAGACUACAAGUGGUUAAAAAAAGUUGGCAUUACUGCAAUAUAUUUUACUUUUUAAUUUUACAUGAUUUAAAACGGCAUUUGUUUACUGAUUUUUUUUCUUGUAAACUUGUAAAUAUGUCAUGCUCUUUGUUCUAAAUACAUACCUUUUUGGAGUGUUUUUGGGCCAUUAUUUUUUUAUAGUAAGAUUUUAUUUUGGUGAUGAGUUUUGACACGGUCGAGUGGUUAGCACGCAGACCUCACAGCUAGGAGACUAGGGUUCAAUUC
This is a messenger RNA of Doryrhamphus excisus (bluestripe pipefish), 2116 nucleotides long. It is a transcript of the gene lmod2b, whose product is annotated as leiomodin 2 (cardiac) b. Gene Ontology annotation, molecular function: tropomyosin binding; actin binding. The record is from RefSeq and is a predicted model, not a curated record. Gene Ontology annotation, biological process: muscle contraction; pointed-end actin filament capping; myofibril assembly. NCBI's taxonomy places the organism in Eukaryota, Metazoa, Chordata, Actinopteri, Syngnathiformes, Syngnathidae. Gene Ontology annotation, cellular component: cytoskeleton; myofibril; striated muscle thin filament.